This is a messenger RNA of Oncorhynchus mykiss (rainbow trout), 822 nucleotides long. RefSeq names its product protein phosphatase 1 regulatory subunit 14A. Gene Ontology annotation, biological process: regulation of phosphorylation. Gene Ontology annotation, molecular function: protein serine/threonine phosphatase inhibitor activity. The record is from RefSeq and is a predicted model, not a curated record. Gene Ontology annotation, cellular component: cytoplasm. Lineage: Eukaryota; Metazoa; Chordata; Actinopteri; Salmoniformes; Salmonidae.
AUGGCAGCCGACAGGGUCGGACGGAUGCGAGCAGAGGAAGUCCACUCAUCAGAUUUGGAAACGUCUCGAGAACACGGAGUCAAACUACAGAAGAGACAAGCUCGAGUGACUGUGAAAUACAACAGAAAAGAGCUACAGAGACGACUAGACGUGGAGAAAUGGAUCGAUGACUGCUUGGAUGAGCUGUACUUGAGCAAAGAGGAUGACAUGCCAGAUGAGGUAAACAUUGAUCAUCUGUUAGACCUGGCUAGCAAUGAAGAGCGAGUGAAAAAGUUAAAGGAGAUCCUUCAGACGUGCAGCAACAACACAGAGGCCUUCAUCGGAGAGCUGUUGGUCAAGCUGGAGGGCCUUCACAAGCAGGAGGAGCUGGCUACCGAGGGCAUCGAACACCCCUCCCACUACAACCACGCCCAGCACCACCAUCAGCCCUACCACUUUAACAGACCCCACUGGCCCCGAACCCACACCCACCAGACCCCCUGAGCUCACCAAAUCCCUGUCAUAUGACCUCUGACUGGGAUCGUAAAACUCUGAAAAUGUUCCCAAAAUUCCCACGAAUCAGGCGGGAAUAAGCAGUUACCAAGUAUUCCCGGGAAUCCUACACUCGGGAUUUCUAGAAAACCUGGGAAUUUUGGGAAUGUUUCUGUAAAUUUGUUUCCCUGUCAAGCCAUUUCAUCCCAGUCAUCUUGGCAGUGAUGGCCCCCAGCCAGUUUGCCCUCUUGUUUGUACUGUCAACUUUAUUUUUGAGUGAAUUUAAAUUAAUUAAAUGAAUUCAUCAUAUUAAAAUGGAGGUAAAUAAAACAUAUGUCAAUCACUAUAGGG